CGUCCCUGGUGUCUGAAAUUUGGGAUUUCCACAGUUGUUUAUUUACGCUAUGCUACAGGCUUUUGCAUUUAGUUUGUAUUAGACCAUGAUGACCAGUGUAUCUUCUAUCAGAUAAAUGGCACAUCAUCAUCAUCAUCAUCAUCAUCAUCAUCAUCAUCAUAGGACUGGUGAUAUCUACAGAAAAAGUGUCUCUGUUCCAAAGGACACACCAAAGGUGAAGGGCUAUGACUUCAACCAGGGUGUGGACCACAGAGCCCUGCUGCAGUCCUUCCUUCACACAGGCUUCCAGGCUACUCGCUUUGGUUUAGCAGUCCAAGAGAUCAACAACAUGAUAAAGAAACGCCAAGAGCCAGUGAAGCAAGUCAGUGGAAUAGUUGAAGAUCCAUCAACCUGCCCCUGUCUCAUGAACUGCACCAUCUUUCUGAGUUACACCUCCAACAUGAUCACCAGUGGAGUUAGGGAGACCAUCCGCUACCUUGCAGAACACCGAAUGGUGGAUGUUUUACUGACCACAGCUGGAGGUAUCGAAGAGGACCUGAUCAAGUGUCUGGGUCCGGCUUAUAUCGGAGAGUUUUCCAUGUCUGGAAAAGAUCUGUACAAGAAAGGACUUAACAGGGGUGGGAACACGCUGGUACCAGAUGAAAACUAUGAAAAAUUUGACAAAUGGAUCAUGCCAAUUUUGGAGCAGAUGCUUCUGGAGCAGAAUACUCAGGGCGUUCACUGGACUCCGUCGAAGGUGAUUCAUCGUCUUGGAAAGGAGAUCAACAACCCUGAGUCUGUCUACUACUGGGCCUAUAAGAAUAACAUCCCAGUAUUUAGUCCUGCUCUGACAGACGGAGCGAUGGGAGACGUGUUUUUCCUCUUCUCAAGAAAGAACCCUGGCUUGAUUUUGGAUGUAAUCGAGGAUUUUACAAAGCUGAACAAGAUCUCAUUUGCUGCCAACAACACAGGGAUGAUCGCUUUAGGAGGAGGUGUACCUAAACACCACAUGUGCAAUGCUAAUGCCUGGCGGGAUGGAGCUGACUAUGUCGUAUAUGUGAACACAGCCCAGGAGUAUGAUGGGAGUGACUCUGGAGCCAGACCUGAUGAGGCUGUGUCCUGGGGCAAAAUUAAUACAGAGGCAAAACCUGUGAAGGUGUUUGGAGAUGCCACCAUUAUAUUCCCUUUGUUAGUGGCGGAGACCUUCGCAGCUCAAGCAGGAAAAGUUUAAGACAAGGCUUUGUUUCACGACUUUGAGUGCAGCAAAAAAAUUCUGUGUAAUGGUGAACUUUUUGACCAUUCUCUAAAAAAACAUGAAGUGGUGAAAGGCAACGUGAUAUCAUGACUCAUGUAAAUAUACAUGCCACUUGGUGUGAUAUCUGGACGCAUUAUAAGCUUUCUGUGUGUAUGUUCACGCCGUUAUUAGCCCCCUG
Messenger RNA from Sphaeramia orbicularis (orbiculate cardinalfish), 1412 nucleotides. RefSeq names its product deoxyhypusine synthase-like. The record is from RefSeq and is a predicted model, not a curated record. Gene Ontology annotation, biological process: peptidyl-hypusine biosynthetic process. The coding region runs from base 116 to 1210 and encodes 364 amino acids. Lineage: Eukaryota; Metazoa; Chordata; Actinopteri; Kurtiformes; Apogonidae. Gene Ontology annotation, molecular function: deoxyhypusine synthase activity. Gene Ontology annotation, cellular component: cytoplasm. The transcript is spliced from 9 exons.